Messenger RNA from Asparagus officinalis (garden asparagus), 1392 nucleotides. Its product is annotated as heavy metal-associated isoprenylated plant protein 5-like. NCBI's taxonomy places the organism in Eukaryota, Viridiplantae, Streptophyta, Magnoliopsida, Asparagales, Asparagaceae. The record is from RefSeq and is a predicted model, not a curated record. The transcript has 3 exons. Bases 264 to 1064 code for a protein of 266 amino acids. Gene Ontology annotation, molecular function: metal ion binding.
CUCCAUGCGCCCAAAGAUUCCUUUUGUGCCCAUUCAACUUUUGGCUCCAUAAAUAUUCCAUUCCUCCGAGUACAAAUUAACGCGCAGGCUUUUGUUCUCAGUUCGUCCCUCGGCAAGCUUCUAAGAACCUUAAGGAAUUUGCACGCGCGGUCUAUUUCCUGAUCAGGAAAUGGCUGCGGACAUGGAGAAAAUAAGAUUCUAUCAACUAACAAGACAUUGGUGUGCUAAAACAGAAAGCUCGAGUAACUGAACUGCAUGUCAGAAUGGACUGCAAUGGCUGCGUUCAGAGAAUCAAGAAAGCAAUCAGCAGCAUCGAAGGUGUACACAAUGUCUACGUUGAUCGUCCUCAACAGAAGUUGACGGUUGUAGGGCAAGCUGCACCUGAAACCCUCGUGCAAGCAAUCAAGAAGACGAGGAAGAUAGCAACCAUAAGUUCCCACACCGAGCCUAGCGCUUCUGAUCCACCACCAAGCACCGAACCGGAAGCAAAACAAGAUAAUAACCCACAGUCGUCAACUGAUGCUCCUCCGGUGGAGCCGACUACUGAUCCCCCAAAAGAGCCCCCACCCCAAGAAAACUCGGCCCCUGAUCAGAGCUCUAAACCAUCACAAGAAGAUCAAGAAGCGAGCAAGAGUGAGGCUAAAGAUGUAGAGCAAGUCCAUAUGAUGCACCACUACCCCCAUGGCCGUGUUAUUAGAGAACAUUGGAACGACUACCCUCCUAUGGGUCACCAGAUUGGGCACGAGGCCCCUUACUAUGUCACUCACAGUUAUAAUAACUAUAGGCCAUCGCCUCAUGUGACGGAGUAUGGCUAUCUCCGGGCUCCUGCAGAAGAUGUGAGAUACCGCAGUGUGGAACCUAAUGGCGGCGGAUACUAUCAGAACCCGGUAGAUGAUGGGUACUACCAGAAUAGGCUAGAUGAAGGGUAUUAUCACAACCGAGGAGGUGAUGAGUAUUAUCAGAACCGAGGAGGCGAUGGGUAUUAUCAGAACCAGGGUAGCGAUGGAAACCAGGUCUCGUCUAUGUUCAGUGAUGAGAACCCUAACGCAUGCAGGAUAGCAUAGGUUGUGUUGUGCUUGUCAGCUGCUCCUACAUUUGGAACGAACAGAACGAGAGUGUUAAUUUCAGAACAUACUCAACCAAUGCAGUCACUCUUUUGUCACCUGUGAUUGUAUGAUCAUCUCUUCUUUCGCUUGAGUAGAUGAUCGACGACUCACAGCAACGUGGUCCCUUGAUUCAAUAUGCAAAAUUAGUCUUUUUCUUCUUUUGAUAUCUUUCUUUUCAUGUGUAUCGGUAUUUAUUUUUGUGGUUAAUAAAUUCUCUGAACAUCUUGUUGUGGAGACUCAAACAAAAAAGUAUCGGCUGUAAAUGUGUAAUGAUCGAGAGACAAGA